UAUAGUGUCGAUACAGCAGUGUGAUCUUCAUGUGCUGCAGACGUCAUGUGACCGUGGGAGUGGCAGAAAAUCCGGAAACAAACAGCCCAGCGCAGCCGAAAGUCAAGAGAAAGCUCUUCGUCAUGGCGUACCAGGCGGGGACUCCCGAGGAGCUCAGCGCCUUAGUUAACGACAUCAGCGCCAACAUACAGAAGAUCACACUGCUGACCUCCGAGCUGCAGAGGGCAGUGUCUCUCCUGGAAACGGAGCAGGACAGCGGUCAGCUACGACACACAUUGCAACAGAAACAGCAGCAGGGCAACCACCUCGCCAAGGAGACCGACCGACUGAUGAAAGUCUUCAGUGCACGUCCCGUUGGCCCCGAUCAACGGCAGAGAAAAAUACAGAGAGAGCGCCUGUUGAACGACUUCUCCGCCGCCCUGAAUAGCUUCCAAAAGACCCAGCGGAAGGCGGCCGACAAAGAACGAGAGUUUGUGGCCAGAGUCAGAGCCAGCUCCAGGGUGUCGGGAGGCCAGCCUGACGACAGCUUUGGAAAUGUGGCUGCGUUCACAAAUGAAACCCAGGUGCAGGCUCAGGCCGAGGCCAUCACCGAAGACGACCUGAGGCUGAUCCAAGAGAGAGAGACGUCCAUCAGGCAGCUGGAGUCUGACAUCACAGAUAUCAAUGACAUCUUCAAGGACCUGGGGAUGAUGGUGCAUGAGCAGGGAGACAUGAUAGACAGUAUAGAGGCCAAUGUGGAGAGUGCCGAUGUGAAUGUCCAGAGCGCCACCCAGCAGUUAGCACGGGCUGCACAAUACCAGAGGAGCUCACGGAAGAAGAUCUGCAUCCUGGUGGUAGUGUUGGCGGUAGUUGCUGUGAUAGUAGGACUUAUCAUCUGGGGAGCCGUCGGCGGCAAAUAAAAGGCUUCUUCUCCUCUUCAGUCGUCAGCCUGGACAAAGAAGGAAGUAUCGUCCUUUCACUGCUGCGCCUCCCAUAUUUCUCAGCCCUUCUUUUUGUCAAAUCUGCCUGUCUUUAUUUGGAAUGCACACUCUCUUCACUUUAAAAAAACAAACUAGCGCUGGUAGCUUUAUCGUUACAAUUGGCUUUAAUUGAAUUUUUUUGUGUUUGAUUUUACCAAUUAUUUUCUGUAAAUGUCAAGAUUUUUAUCCUCAGCCAUUUGUCCCGUGAAACACAGAAUUUUCAUUAUCUCCAUUGAGCUACAUGUUGAAUAAUGUACAGAAUAGACAGAGCUCCUUGAUGCAGUGGAGCAGCACAGAGUGUCUGGAAGCAGGUACGAGGUAUUUAACCUACAAGAUCUGCUCCUAUCAAUAUGCCACAUUCCUGCAGCAAUAUGCCACAUAUCAAAUGCUACGUGUUUCUCUGCAGUUUCACUGUGAAUCAAGUGCACUAUGUACAUUUCUUGCACAAACACAAACGUAAACUACAUUUAUCUUAUCCUGACCCUGUGGCCUGGGACAAAUCUGUUUUUUCCUCUUUUUUUAAAUCUCGUGUUCUUGAGUUCAUCAUAAAUGAAAUGUAUUGUUAUUUUCUGUUCAAAUUCAUGUUGUUGUAUACUAAUGUUAAAUGAAGAAAUACUGUUCUUGGAAUUAUUACUUAAAGUUGCACUCCACUAUCAGAUGGUAAGUGGUGUGUUUCCUGUGGCUGCACCAACUGUAAGUGUGUAGCUCAGAGAUGCAAAGCAUAAUAUCAAGGAGAAUGUUUUUUUUAUUAAUCAAAUAACCUGUCACAGAUGACUACACUCAGCAGACGGUGACAAGAGGGUCACUCAGAUUUAUUUAAAACCCCUGCGAUACCUCACAGGCGUCCUUGUGCGGCUGUAGCUACAGCAACCAGAGGCGCUUCUGAGAAAACUCCUCUGUGUGCAUGCUCACAGAAAAGCUGGAUAAACUAUUUUAUUAUUUAUACAAACAAAUAAAAACCAAUAAGUAAAAAGUGCCACAUCAGUUUGACCUAGAAGGAAAAAAUAAUCAUCACAUAAUUUUUGUUUUAAAUAUUGACAUUUAGUCUAAUAAAUAACCUGAAUGUACUGAAUCAGAAAUGAGAAUGGUGCUUUUUACCUAAUUGUAAUUUUUACAUAAUUAUGAUUCUUCAAUAAAAGUAUUUAGUCGUAA
Platichthys flesus (European flounder) is the source of this 2111-nucleotide messenger RNA. It is a transcript of the gene stx7l, whose product is annotated as syntaxin 7-like. The record is from RefSeq and is a predicted model, not a curated record. Lineage: Eukaryota; Metazoa; Chordata; Actinopteri; Pleuronectiformes; Pleuronectidae. Bases 30 to 899 code for a protein of 289 amino acids. The transcript has 10 exons. Gene Ontology annotation, biological process: vesicle fusion; intracellular protein transport; vesicle-mediated transport. Gene Ontology annotation, molecular function: SNAP receptor activity; SNARE binding. Gene Ontology annotation, cellular component: endomembrane system; SNARE complex; membrane.